ACACCGGAAGGUCACACCAUCCCUCACCAUCAUCAGGGGGAAGAAGUGAGGGGUAUAAAAAUUGUGGUUAAAAAGGAAGAAGAGAUGUGUGUGAUGGGUGAUGAUCUGAAUAUAAAAGAAGAUGAAAUGAUGGUGACAAUUACCAAGGAGGAAUCUUCUCUAGAUAUAAGCACAGGUGGAAGCAAUGGAUGGAAUACCUCAAAAGGACUUACUUUAUUUCCUGAAGAUAAUGACAUGGCACAAAAUUCUCCAGAUAUAAGCAUUGUUACUCAAAAUACACAUCAGAAGACUCAUACAAUGAAGUGCUCAUUUUCUUGUUCGGAGUGCGGGAAAGGUUUCAACGGGAACCACGCUCUCAUUAAUCACCAGCGAACCCACACCAACGAGCGCCCAUUUCCUUGUCCGGACUGUGGCAAACGCUUCAAAGUUAAGUUUUGUCUUGAUCGACACUUGAAACUUCAUGAAAAUAACGAUUCUCUGUCCUGUUUAGAGUGUGGCGAGUCAUUUGAAAAGAAAUAUGACCUCCUCGUACAUCAGAGGAACCACGCUGGUAAGGAGGUCUUUCAUUGCAUGGAAUGCCAAAAAAUGUUCUUAAAAAAUAUGACCUGGCUGUCCACCAGCGAACCCACUCGGAAGAAAAGCCAUACUCGUGUUCUGAGUGCUGCAAGUCCUUCAAAAAUAGACGAGACCUCAUUCCACACCAGAGGAUCCACACCGGGGAAAAGCCAUUUUCAUGUUCUGAGUGCGGGAAGUCUUUUACUCACAAAUCUCAACUCAAAACCCACCAGAAGGUCCACACCGGCGAGAAGCCUUUUUCUUGUUCCGAGUGCGGCAAAUCCUUCCCGAGUAAAGGAAACCGCGAUAAACACAUGAGAAUUCACACCGGCGAGAAACCGUUUUCCUGUUCAGAUUGCGGAAAAUGUUUUGCGCAGAAAGUGACGCUAAUGAUCCACCAGAGAACGCACAACACCUGAAAAUCUUAUGGUGCUGGGUCUACCAAUUCUUGGACUGAUCUUAUUUAGUCUAUAGAACGAUAAUGCAAUACAGAUUAGCAGGAGCGUAACUAGAAAUCACAGGGCCCCAUAGCAAAAUGUUGUAUGGGCCCCCUCUGAAAAUGCCCCCCCCUGCCAGU
This is a messenger RNA of Rana temporaria (common frog), 1132 nucleotides long. RefSeq names its product zinc finger protein 22-like. Lineage: Eukaryota; Metazoa; Chordata; Amphibia; Anura; Ranidae. The record is from RefSeq and is a predicted model, not a curated record. The coding region runs from base 85 to 873 and encodes 262 amino acids. The transcript is spliced from 3 exons.